This is a messenger RNA of Monascus purpureus, 2128 nucleotides long. The record is from the annotation of a GenBank genome assembly. Lineage: Eukaryota; Fungi; Ascomycota; Eurotiomycetes; Eurotiales; Aspergillaceae.
CACCGUUUCACUAUCUGGUCAUAUCUUCUUACUUUUCCUUGAGAGAGAAAAGGCACUCCAACAGUAUGGCUGACGCAUUGAAGGCAGAAGGCAACAAGGCUUUCUCUGCCAAAGACUACCCUACCGCGAUUGAGAAAUUCACCCAGGCUAUUGGACUUGAUGCGAGCAACCACAUCCUCUAUUCCAACCGUUCUGCGGUGUACGCCGCCCAAUCGGAAUACCAAAAGGCGCUCGACGAUGCCAACAAGGCGAUUGAACUCAAGUCUGACUGGUCCAAGGGCUAUCUCCGUAAAGGCGCAGCUUGCCGUGGUCUGGGGGAUCUACUCGCUGCACACGAUGCCUACGAGGAGGCUCUGAAGCUCGAACCCAACAACGAACAAGCAAAGAAUGGGUUUAAUGCAGUGAAGCGAGCAAUCGAAGCCGAAGCUGCGGCUGAUGGCGCUUCUGGAGACCCACUAGGUGGUCUUGGAGGCAUUUUCAACGACCCUCAACUAUUCCAGAAGUUGGCCAGCAACCCGAAGACCUCUGGGCUCCUUGCGGACGGGGAGUUCAUGGCGAAGCUGCAGCGUAUCCGGCAAAAUCCGAAUAGCAUCGGAGAGGAGAUCAGAGACCCGCGUUUCUUGCAGGUCAUGAGUGUGCUCAUGGGAUUUGACCUGAGCUACGGAGCUCCUCCAGAAGGUGCCCAGCCCGCUAGCUCCGCAGCUGCUGAGGAGGAUGUGCCGAUGAAAGAAGCGCCUCGCCCCGCUGAGACGAAGAGGGAGCCAGAACCCGAACCCGAACCGGAAGAUGAGGAAGUCAUUGCAAAGAAGAAGGCGAAGGAAGCUGCCGAUGCGGAGAAGAAGAUUGGAAAUGACUUCUACAAGAAGAAACAGUUUGACGAGGCCAUAGAGCACUACAACAAGGCCUGGGAGCUGAACAAGGACAUUACAUAUCUGAACAACAUUGGGGCUGCUAAAUUCGAGAAGGGUGACCUUCCAGGAGCCAUUGACAUCUGUCAAAAGGCCGUCGAAGAAGGUCACGAGCUUCGGGCGGACUUCAAAGUCAUUGCGAAGUCCUUCGCUAGAAUAGGUACUGCCUAUGAGAAACAGGGAGAGCUCACCCAGGCGAUCGAAUUCUACCACAAGUCGCUUACCGAACACCGGACUCCUGAUGUCCUUACGAAGCUUCGAAAUGCGGAGAAGGCCAAGCUUAAGGCGGAGAGGGAUGCUUACAUUGACCCAGUUGAGGCUGAGAAAGCUCGUGAGCUUGGCCAGAAGAAGUUCCAGGAGGCCGACUGGCCCGGCGCCGUUGAGGCUUUCACUGAGAUGACUAAAAGGGCACCCGAUGAUGCUCGGGGAUUCUCCAACCGUGCUGCCGCUCUCAUUAAACUCAUGGCUUUCCCCCAAGCCGUGCAAGACUGUGAUGAGGCUAUCCGCCGCGAUCCCAAGUUCAUCCGUGCUUACCUCCGCAAGGCGCAGGCUUUGAUGGCAAUGAAGGAAAAUAACAAAGCGUUAGAUGUCUGCGCAGAAGCGUCUGAAAACGACGUGGAAGGAAGACACACACGGGAAAUAGAGCAACAACAACAGAAGUGUUUGGAUGCUCAGUUUAGCGCGCGCGCUGGAGAGACCGAGCAGCAGACCAUGGAGAGGAUCCAGAAUGACCCAGAUAUUAUGGCCAUCUUGCAGGAUCCAGUCAUGCAGAGUAUUCUUCAGCAGGCCAAGAGCGACCCUGCAGCGUUACAAGAACACAUGAAAAACGCUCAGGUCCGGAUGAAGAUCCAGAAACUGAUUGCGGCCGGUGUCAUCCGCCUGGGACGGUGAACAACAAACUGAGGUCACGUAUGAGAUAGGAUAUCUAUUUUCAGAGAACGAGACUGUCUUUUCAUGGAAUGUUGGGGGUAUUGUGUGUUUCGACAGGAAAAGCAUGAUUAAUCGGCAGUUGAAGAUGAGACUUGAGGUAUAAGUUGUCUUGCAUGGAAGCACGAUGUAUCUUUGUAUUCUACAGUUAUUUUUCCCCCCCCCUUAUGAUAUGACAAUGAGAAAAUCACCAUUCCAUCAUUGGUUUUCAAUGCACUCAGUGGGGCUGGCAGUUGAAGUAGAUUGGGAUGUCCGUGCCAGUCUGAAGGGCAGUGUAGGUAGAAUGUACACGC